Alosa alosa (allis shad) is the source of this 3100-nucleotide messenger RNA. It is a transcript of the gene chrm2b, whose product is annotated as cholinergic receptor, muscarinic 2b. Gene Ontology annotation, cellular component: dendrite; synapse; plasma membrane. The record is from RefSeq and is a predicted model, not a curated record. Gene Ontology annotation, biological process: chemical synaptic transmission; regulation of smooth muscle contraction; adenylate cyclase-inhibiting G protein-coupled acetylcholine receptor signaling pathway. Gene Ontology annotation, molecular function: G protein-coupled acetylcholine receptor activity; G protein-coupled serotonin receptor activity. Lineage: Eukaryota; Metazoa; Chordata; Actinopteri; Clupeiformes; Clupeidae.
CUUUGGUGUUGCUUUAAAAGAAGAAUCAUCCAGACAUGCGGUGGGGUUGUCCUUGCCCACACAGCAGACGGAAUAGCCUAUGAAAUACAUAAUUAAUAAUUAGCCUACGUAUAACUGAAUUUGCUUGUCCUGAUUCCCUGGAUUUAGCAGAAAGUAAACAAAUUACACUAUAACUGAGAAAAAAGCAUUCAUUGGUCUGGUGAGAGAUUUGUACACCCUCCCAAAUCGACCGCAUGCUCCACCCUAACAUAGUGCUACAUUCGUGAAACAGGCGGCCGCAGACUGCCGUUCACUGGACUCGUGUUAGACUUUCAGUAAGAAAGUUUUUCAUGUGGAUUACCGAUCAUGAGAUGACUGGGCAGUUGCUAACGUGACACAUUGGAAAACGGCGAUUAGAAAAGGCAUACCUGAGUUGGAGCCUUGUACCGUCACUGGUUGGAAAUACAACUUGAGUUAAGAGAUGGGUCAGAGGGGAGGCUUCUAACCACCGAUAAGGCUACAUCUGUGGCUAUGGAGGGGUUCAAAGAUCAGUCCUCACCCUGGGCAGAUGAAAUGGGGACCUUCAACUUCACUCCUACAGAAUCCCUGAAUGCAAAUGGAAAGGAUUUGCCUUUAGUGAGCCUGGACAACAUUGUGGAGGUGGUCUUCAUAAUUCUAGGACUUGGUUCUUUGAGCUUGAUUACAAUUAUUGGUAAUAUCUUGGUCAUUGUCUCUAUAAAAGUAAACAGGAAUCUCCAAACAGUUAACAAUUAUUUCCUGUUUAGCCUGGCCUGUGCAGAUCUGAUAAUUGGCCUGUUCUCCAUGAACCUCUACACAGUCUACAUAGUGGUUGGCUAUUGGCCUCUUGGCCCCGUUAUUUGUGACCUGUGGUUGGCCCUUGACUAUGUUAUGAGCAAUGCAUCAGUAAUGAACCUGCUAAUAAUAAGCUUUGAUCGCUAUUUCUGUGUAACCAAACCACUCAGUUACCCGGUCAACAGAACCACGAAAAUGGCAGGCAUGAUGAUAGCAGCAGCGUGGGUGCUCUCGUUCAUAUUAUGGGCGCCGGCCAUUCUUUUCUGGCAGUUCAUUGUGGGUGAGCGGACAGUUCCAGAACAGGAGUGCUACAUUCAGUUUUUCUCCAAUGCAGUGGUGACCUUUGGCACGGCCAUUGCUGCAUUCUACGUGCCGGUAAUUACCAUGAUCGUGCUGUACUGGCAGAUCUCCAAGGCCAGCAAGAGUCGUGUGAGGAGGGAGAGCAGGAGGGUGUCCAGUGAAAGUCAGGACAAUCAUCAGGGCGGCCUCACCCCAGGAGCCAAUCAGUGCAGGGGGAAAGGAAGCAAGGGUGGGAACAAGGCCGACAAAGGGCCACCGCUGCCUCCAUUAGACGCUGGCGCUGAGGAUGCCACCACCGGAGAGGACCAGGAGACAGAGAACGAGUCCACAUCAGGCAGUGUCCUUGUUUCGUCCAAUCACAAAGAGGAGGAGGCUGAUGCUGUGGGGAAGACGGUGGUUGGCCAAACCACACUGUCGCCACAGUUAAAGCCAAAUUCGAACAGAACCAGAGCCAACUGGUCCAAACUCACCUGUAUCUGGUCACCAUCCCUACCUACUGACAUGAAGGUGGAGACAUUCCCUGAAGGGUCAAGUUCGGUUUCUCAGAGGAUCCUAAAAUCGACCCUUCGGCCACCCAAAAGGAGAAAGCGAGGAGGUGUACCGUCCCGUGAGAGGAAAGUCACACGGACCAUCAUGGCUAUUCUGGUGGCCUUUGUGGUUACUUGGACUCCGUACAAUGUGAUGGUCCUCAUCAACACGUUCUGCAGCACCUGCAUCCCAGCCUCCAUGUGGACCUUUGGCUACUGGCUCUGCUACAUUAACAGCACGGUCAACCCAGCCUGCUAUGCUCUGUGCAACAUAACAUUCAAAAACACCUUCAAACAACUCUUGCUGUGCCGAUACAAAAAUAUCCGCUCAUCUAAAUGAAGAAAGAUGCUAAAAUGAGGGAAGGUUAAUAUGGAAUUGAUUAGAGGUUAAAAAAAGGAAUCUUUAAAGUUGCCAUCAGCGAUUUCGCAGGAGAUGCCAUUUGUUUGUGUUUAUAUUUUAAUGUAUUAGCAGACACUUUUGUCCAAAACAGCGUUAUAUUUGAACCAAGGACCAAACGAAACACGCCAGAAAGGUACAGUAGCUCUACCUUCAGAAUUCCAGAGAAAUUCCACGCAAAGUUUCGUUUUGGUAGGUGGACAGGGUUAACCUGACUCUCGCCAGAUGAAUUUCGUUCCGCCUAGCUCCGCCUAGCUCCACUCACAGGAUGAGAAUGAAAUUCAUCUGGCGAGAGUCAGGUUAGGACAGGGUGCCCCUACUUUCUUUGUUUCCAAUUUUCAGAGCCUGGGCUGCCUACAGAGAGCUGUUUUAUUUACAGUGUAAUCACAGAAUGGGCGUGGGCCGGAAAUCGUGUAAAAUCGCUACACCUUUAAUCUCAGACACCCUAGAGCCAGUACUGAUCAGAUAUAAGAUCUGUGUGAGUUGUAUAUCAUUAGGUAUAAUGUAAUAACUGUAAACAUGCUAUAUACACAAAAGGCAUUUAAGUGACCUUAUAAUUUAAAUCCAUCUUGGCAUCCACCACUGUCUUACAGUGUAAUAUCCUGUGAUAAAGUUCAAUUUGUUUUAAGGCUUAACAUUACAUGUUGCCCCAAAAUGGUCAAUCACAUUCACUUUUUGCAUACACACAUUUAUUAUGAUUGAGUAACUAUUUAAACAUAAAACAUGUAACCUAUACUUUGAAUGUUACUCUUUUCAGUCAAGGGCUGUCACUGAAGGGUUUUUUUUCUGAUCUGUACAGCAGUUGGAUGCCAAGUGCAUGGUCUGCCAUUAUUUACAACAUGACAUGCUCAAGGUUACAUUUCUCUAUUGUAAAAUAGAUCCUUAAACUCCAGGAAUGUGAGGUCUCAAAAUGUGGUUUGAUGUGGUCUGUUGAACAUGUGUAUGUUUAAAGAGCAAUUGUAUUAAUAUACUACCUUCAUGUAUUAUGUGUAUAUAUUGCUUACACCAUAAAUCGUUAAGUCCUUUCAAGCUUGAGUAUCCUGCUUUGACUGUAAAAUAUAAAUGUUACUCCUAAUACUGUUAA